AGCGGGAGCAGCACCCCCCCCGCCUCCCCGGUUCCAUUGCUGGGAGCAAUCCCGGACCCGUUACCACAACGGCUCAACGGUACCAGCGGUAGGCACCUCGGUACCAUUACCGGCCACAGCAGCAGCUCCACGGUACCGGCGGGAGCAACCCCGGUACUACUACCGGCAACAGCAACAGCUUCACGGUACCGACGGGAGCAGCCCCGGUGCCUCCGCCGCUGCCACCACUGCGAGCAGCCCCAGUACCGCCGUCGCCUCUCCCCGCCGCCUCCAAGAAUCACCAACCAUGACCACAGAAUCGGGAUCAGACUCGGAAUCCAAGGAUAAAGAGCAGGAUCAGCAGGAGAACCCUACACAGCAAGGGGCAGCCGAGACCCAGCCACAGGACCAGCAGCAGCAGCCACCAAGUGAAGAGCAUCAAAAGGCUCUUGAGCAGUUCUCGGCCGUAGCAGCUCACAGCACACCGGUGAAGAAGGAGCAGGCCACAGAGAAAGAACAGGAGUUUGCUGCUGCAAGUGCCAAACAGCUGGAAUACCAGCAGCUGGAGGACGACAAGCUCUCUCAGAAGUCAUCAUCUAGCAAACUGUCCAAGUCUCCUCUGAAGAUUGUCAAGAAGCCAAAAAAUAUGCAGUGCAAAGUGACCCUCCUGGAUGGAUCAGAAUACGCCUGUGAGGUUGAGAAACGUUCCAGAGGUCAAGUGCUGUUCGACAAAGUCUGCGAGCAUCUGAACCUCCUGGAAAAAGACUACUUUGGGCUGACCUACAGGGACACAGAAAACCAAAAGAAUUGGUUGGACCCUGCCAAGGAAAUCAAGAAGCAGAUCCGAAGUGGUGCUUGGCAGUUUGCAUUCAAUGUGAAAUUCUACCCUCCGGACCCUGCCCAGCUAUCUGAAGAUAUCACCAGGUACUACCUCUGCUUGCAGCUGAGAGAUGACAUCGUGUCGGGCCGGCUGCCCUGCUCCUUUGUCACCCUGGCCCUGCUGGGCUCCUACACCGUGCAGUCGGAGCUCGGCGACUACGACCCUGAUGAGUACGGCAGCGACUACAUCAGCGAGUUCCGCUUCGCCCCCAAUCACACGAAAGAGCUGGAGGAUAAAGUGAUCGAGCUGCACAAGAGCCACAGGGGAAUGACACCUGCAGAGGCUGAGAUGCAUUUCCUGGAGAACGCCAAAAAACUCUCCAUGUAUGGAGUAGAUCUCCAUCACGCCAAGGAUUCUGAAGGAGUGGAGAUCAUGCUGGGAGUUUGUGCAAGUGGACUCCUAAUAUAUCGAGACAGGCUCAGGAUAAAUAGAUUUGCCUGGCCAAAGGUGCUGAAAAUUUCAUACAAGAGGAACAACUUCUACAUCAAAAUCCGACCAGGGGAGUUUGAGCAGUUUGAAAGCACCAUUGGGUUUAAGCUGCCAAAUCAUCGUGCUGCCAAGCGCUUGUGGAAGGUGUGUGUUGAGCACCACACGUUUUUCAGACUCUUGCUGCCAGAAGCACCUCCAAAGAAGUUCCUGACGCUGGGCUCCAAGUUCCGCUACAGCGGCCGGACGCAAGCGCAGACGAGGAGAGCCAGCGCCCUCAUAGACCGUCCCGCACCCUACUUCGAGCGGUCUUCCAGUAAACGUUACACUAUGUCUCGCAGCUUAGAUGGGGCAUCAGUGAAUGAAAACCAUGAAAUGUACAUGAAGGAUUCUGUGUCUGCUGCAGAGGUUGGUACUGGCCAGUACGCCACAACAAAGGGCAUCUCUCAGACCAACUUGAUAACCACUGUGACCCCAGAGAAAAAGGCAGAAGAAGAGAAAGAUGAUGAAGAAGGCAAAAAGAAAAGAGCAGAGGAAGUCACCCCGAUUUCAGCUAUACGCCACGACACCAAGCCAUCUUUGCUUGGCACUGACCCCCCCAACCCCUCACCAUCCUCGCAGCCUGGCCCCCCAGUAUCUUCUCCAGCAAAGCUCCGCAGGAGAUGCAAGGAGAGCGCUCGGACCAAGGCUGUGGGUUGCGAGGUGCCCAACCGGAGCCCUCCGAAAGCCGGCGAGGCGGAGCCGGAGCCUGACCGGAAGGGGCGCGUUUGCUCCGCCGAGCCUGACGUGCCUUUCGCCUACAAGCAAAAGCCCAGCGGAGGCGGAACGCUCUUUUCCUUCUCCUUGCAACUCCCCGAGUCCUUUCCUUCCCUCUUGGAUGACGAUGGCUACCUGUCUCUCCCCAACCUCUCCGAAACCAACCUCCUGCCCGCCAGCGUGCAGCACUACCUCCCCAUCCGCUCCCCAUCCCUGGUGCCUUGCUUCCUCUUCAUUUUUUUCUUCCUGCUCUCUGCCUCUUUCUCAGUGCCAUACGCCCUCACUCUCUCCUUCCCUCUGGCUAUGUGCCUCUGCUACCUGGAGCCCAAGGCGGCCUCCUUGAGUGCCUCACUUGCCAAUGACCUGAGUGACAGUUCAGAGGAAGAGACUGACAGUGAGCAGACGGAUACCGCGGCCGAUGGUGAGACCACUGCCACCGAGUCGGAUCAAGAGGAAGACGGGGACCUGAAGGCACAGAAUAGUCUGAUUAAGCGCAUAGAGGGUGAAAAUGUGUAUGUCAAACAUAGUAAUCUUAUGUUAGAGGACCUAGACAAAACGCAGGAAGAUCUGAUGAAACAUCAGACCAAUAUAAGCGAGCUGAAACGCACCUUCUUGGAAACCUCCACAGAAACAACUGUGUCUAACGAGUGGGAGAAGAGGCUUUCCACAUCUCCCGUUCGGCUCGCAGCGAGGCAGGAGGAAGCUCCUAUGAUUGAACCACUAGUGCCUGAAGAGACCAAAGAAGAAAGAGAAAAGUCAGAGAAACUCAUAUUUUUGCAGAAGGGAGGUACUACCCUCGUUGAACUGCAGCCAAGUGAGAUAGAGAAGAAGCUGCAGGAAGGAGAAUCUGCUGGCACUUUGGUUGCUUCUCAUCAAAUCAUUAUCCAGAAAAGUAUCCCAUCAUCCCUAGAGGGCACUGAGGAUUGGGUUAUUGUAGACAAAAUACCUUCAGAGGUAGUUGAUGGUGAAGCGAGACAGAAUCUGGCGUACAAAGUAGUGACUGUGAGCAGUAAAACUGCCUUUCCAGACAAGAUAUUACAGCCCAGUGCUGUUAUAACACAGAGCUUUGAGGACUUGGAAAGUGAAAUCCAAUCCAAAGAGGAGAAUAAGCAGAAAAUGUUCACCCUAGGAAAGUCCUAUGAUACCAUGUCUGGGAGAAUCAUAACCAUGACAAGUAAAGUAAAAGAGGGUGAGAAAGUGACACCAGGAGAAGCAUUGCAGAAAAUGGAAAGGGAAAACCAAGAACCAGUGAAAAUCAUUCCAGUAGCAGCCGAGUAUGAAAUCCUGGUGCCCAUCACUGCUGAGAAAACCAGGAGGGGAUCUGAUGUGCAGAGCACCAAAAGAAAGCUCUCCGACUCCCUGACCCCUAUAAAGGAAGCAGCCUCUCAGCUGCCAAGUCCCGAAGAGACCUUGAAGAAGACCCUGAAGAUGGACCAGGACUGGCAGCUACGUGGUGCACUGGGAAGAACGCAGCUUGACAAAGCUGAGAAGUCCCCUGGCAGUGAAGCUGUACAAGCUGGGGUGUUUGCCCGGAGAGACCAGAGCCUGCCUGAGCGGCGAUAUUCCAGGGAGCGGCCAUUUACCAUUGCUACAGCUCACUAUGUUACUGAGUCGUCUGCGUUAACAGUGGUGACUAAACAGUUCACCAGUGAAAAGACCUUGGAUGGGUCCGAUAUCUUCACUUUAAUAGAGUCCGCCCGAAAACCGACUGAGUUCAUAGGAGGGGUCACUUCGACUUCACAGAGCUGGGCUCAGAGAAUAGACACGACAACAUCUCAGGAGAAAACUUCCAGUGAAAUGAAGCAAGUGGUUCAGCCGCAGCAGGAUACAGUGAAGAAGGUUGUAGAGGAGACUGUAGUGACCAAGGAGAGCCGUGGGAUGGACGUCCGGGUGAGCGGAGAUCCGGCAAAAGCUGACGGACUGGUGCUGGAUGCCCAGGCUGCAGUGGCUGCCACUGUGAAGGGGAAGGAGGGAUCUGCCGGGACUGAGGGGACCAAGGAGGAGAAAAGAGACGAGGCUGAGAAAACUCUGACCAAACGGGAAGGAGCUGAGGCUUCUUCAAGUCAGCAAGCACAGGAGCACAGUACAACAGUCCACCUGUCAGAGUCUUUGGAAAGAAAACAGCAUUUUGAGUCACCAGUUGUGAAGACUGAGACUAUCAGUUUCAGCAGCCUUCCUGCUGGUGGGGAAAACCUUGAAAUCUCAACAAAGGAAGUGCCAGUUGUCCACACAGAAACAAAAACCAUAACUUACGAGUCUUCUCAGGUGGAUUGCAGCGCUGACUCAGAACCAGGGGUGUUGAUGAGUGCACAAACCAUCACGUCUGAAACCACCAGCACUACAACCACUACACAUAUCACCAAAACUGUGAAAGGAGGCAUCUCAGAGACAAGAAUCGAGAAGCGAAUAGUCAUCACAGGAGAUGCAGACAUUGAUCACGAUCAGGCGCUGGCUCAGGCAAUUAAAGAAGCCAAAGAGCAGCACCCUGACAUGUCAGUGACCAAGGUAGUGGUACAUAAAGAGACAGAAAUCACACCAGAAGAUGGGGAGGAUUGACCACAGGAAUAACCUGGAUUGCGUAUGAAUCCAGUCACGCUCGCCCGCAGGAAUGCGAGAGCCCGCGCGGAGCCUCAGUUCCAACCUGCCUGACUUGUAUCUGUCUCUGGAAAAAAAAACACAACAAAACAAAACAAUAAAAAAUUCCCAUGAGGAAGACUUGAUCUUGGCCAUUAAUAAAGAAACUUGGCAGCGAUACCUUCCCGUAGAAAGCAAUCCGAAUCAGCAAGCAGCUAAACAAUAUUGCAUGAAGUGACGGUUAAACAAUUACAGAAAAGCAGCAUUUUUAAUUUUUCUUCUCAGUUUUCAGCUAGACCUGCACGUUCAUUAAACAAAACACAAGAA
Dryobates pubescens (Downy woodpecker) is the source of this 4942-nucleotide messenger RNA. RefSeq names its product erythrocyte membrane protein band 4.1 like 3 (gene EPB41L3). Gene Ontology annotation, cellular component: plasma membrane; cytoskeleton. The transcript is spliced from 27 exons. The record is from RefSeq and is a predicted model, not a curated record. Gene Ontology annotation, biological process: cortical actin cytoskeleton organization. Gene Ontology annotation, molecular function: actin binding; structural molecule activity. The coding region runs from base 287 to 4597 and encodes 1436 amino acids. Lineage: Eukaryota; Metazoa; Chordata; Aves; Piciformes; Picidae.